Messenger RNA from Penicillium diatomitis, 1179 nucleotides. RefSeq names its product alpha-ketoglutarate-dependent dioxygenase AlkB family protein. The coding region runs from base 1 to 1179 and encodes 392 amino acids. Lineage: Eukaryota; Fungi; Ascomycota; Eurotiomycetes; Eurotiales; Aspergillaceae. Gene Ontology annotation, biological process: DNA repair. The record is from RefSeq and is a predicted model, not a curated record. The transcript has a single exon.
AUGUCAAAACGCACACUAGAAUCAUUCUUCAAGCCAAAAGCCAGCACCAACCCCGCGAAGCGCGUCAAAACCAACGACACAUCCAACGAUGGGCCUUUAGAAACAAAUGAGACCGACGCCAAAGACGACGCGACUACCGACACCGGACCGCCAGACACUCAUCCCAGCUAUCCCAUUCCCAUUCCUCAACUCCCCUCACACAUAUCCGUGGGCCUCACCCACGGAACACCCGCCAAAGAUCCGCGUGCGAUCAACAACCAGCCCGAUCUCGAUCUGCUCUAUUUCCAACCGUUCAUCGCUCGACCUACCGCUAAUGAGCUAUUCAAGUUUCUCCGUCGCGAGUUGCCCUUCUACCGAGUUCAAUAUACGAUCAAGCGCGGGACCCUCGAGACCGAAAUCAACACCCCGCGAUAUACCACCGUCUUUGGCAUCGACGAUACUUCAAUGUUCAUACACGAUCCAGAUCGUCAACCAUCCUCAAAGGGAUCCGACUCAACCCCAGAUCUGACCACCGAACACAAACAAGGACACCCCCAAUCGGCCCCAUUCUCAACCCUCAUUCCCGUCGAAAAGACCUCCAAAACACCCAUUCGCGCCUCGAAAUACCAAUACACUCCCCGCCCAAUCCCACCAUGUCUCACCCACCUUCAGACCGCCGUGGAGUCCGCCACCGGCGCAACCUACAACUUCUGCCUGGUGAAUUACUACGCAGACGGAAACGACAGUAUAUCCUACCACUCGGAUGACGAACGAUUCCUCGGCGCACUACCCGACAUUGCAUCGCUCAGUCUAGGUGGAGAGCGUGAAUUCCUCAUGAAGCACAAACCACCUCCACAGACUUCGCAGGAGACAUCUUCCCCGGCAACAAUAACCAACCCGGCCCCGGGAUCCGUGGCACAGACCCAACCGAUCAAGAUGCCCCUGUCAUCGGGGGACAUGGUUGUCAUGCGUGGAUCGACCCAAUCACAAUGGUUACAUAGUAUUCCGAAGCGGAAGGGGAAAAGGGGAGACGCGGUACGAGGACGGAUCAAUAUCACUUUUCGGCGGGCGAUGAUUCCCGCGGGAACGAACAACUACUAUCGGUAUAAUGUUGGAGUCGGGCCCGUUUGGAGGUGGGACGAGAGUGAGCAGGAGAUGAUGGCUAGACCGGAGAAGUUCAGCGACGAGGGAGCGACUUGA